Molecule: messenger RNA, 780 nt
Organism: Ustilago hordei
Lineage: Eukaryota; Fungi; Basidiomycota; Ustilaginomycetes; Ustilaginales; Ustilaginaceae
Exons: 4
Coding region: 1-780 (259 amino acids)
Biological process (GO): RNA methylation
Cellular component (GO): mitochondrion
Molecular function (GO): rRNA (uridine-2'-O-ribose)-methyltransferase activity
Source: RefSeq, a predicted model, not a curated record
AUGCAGCGUCAAAAGAACGAUGUUUACGUCAAGCAGCGUCUCCAACCCAAGGCGACAUCCUCCUCCCAGCUCGAACAAGACUUUGAUAAAGUAGUCGGCAGAGGGUUCUUGCGAGCGGGGAGGGUGAUUGUUGACCUCGGUGCUGCUCCAGGAGGGUGGAGUCAGGCUAUGUUGGAGCGAGCAAGCAAAGACCGAAACAAGUUGGGAGAUUGCAGCAUGACGGGAAGGAUGACCAGGGUGUUUGCGUUGGACCUCCUGCCUGUGAUUGGAAUCGAAGGUGUUCAGUCUAUCCAAGGCGACUUUCUCGAUCCAGCGGUACAAGGCAAGCUUAGACAGAUGGUCCAAGAUGCAACGGUGACAGGAGAAUGCAAAGAAGGCGAGACAGGCGGAAAUCAAGGCUUCGUCGACAUCGUUGUGAGCGACAUGAUGGCCAACACCACAGGAAACCCAGUCACAGACACAGAAGCAUCUCUCGAGCUGUGCCGGGCAGCAGCGAGGUUCGCAUUUCAAACACUAAAACGUGACUAUCAUCUCUCCAAACAAGUGGAAGGGGAUACGCGCAAGCCUCGGUCACUGAAAGCGCUAGCGGCGAAGUCAUCUGUACUAGUGUUGAAGCACUUCAUGUCGCACGAAGCUGAUGUGUUUCGCAAAGAGGUGCUUCAAAAGCAUUUCCAUCUUGUCAAAGCGGAAAAGAUGAACGCGAGUCGGAAGGAGUCCAGAGAGCAAUUCUGGGUUUGUAUAGGCUACAAAGGCCCUCUUUCGCCAAGAAGUAAGCAAUGA